Molecule: messenger RNA, 462 nt
Organism: Helobdella robusta
Lineage: Eukaryota; Metazoa; Annelida; Clitellata; Rhynchobdellida; Glossiphoniidae
Exons: 5
Coding region: 1-462 (153 amino acids)
Biological process (GO): maturation of 5.8S rRNA
Source: RefSeq, a predicted model, not a curated record
AUGUCAGCAAAAAGAGAAAAAGAAUUGACAAAAGAAAUCUUGUUAAUGAAGUUUAUGCAAAAAAAAUGUUUGAAAAAUGAUGAUGAAGGAAUGGACACAAAAUAUUAUAAUGAUGAAUACUGGGUUCUGGACAAACCUGAUGUUCCACAAAAACCAAUUAAAUACAAGUAUGUGGCUAGUUAUUCAGAAUGUGCCAAACUCAAAUUCGGUCGACAAUCUUUUAAUGGAUUCAAUAAAGAAAUAGAGUCCAUCAACAAAAAUAUUGAACUUAAACUCCGUGAUGCAGAAAUCGAUGAAAAUGAAAAGUUAAAUAUGAUUGAUGAUAUCGAAAUGGCCGAUAGGUAUUCUUCAUUGGUACAUUCCUUGAAAAAUAAAACAAAGACAAAAAGGCAAAGGAACUGUACUAAUGAUUCUGAUACCCCCUUAUCUAAAAAGCCAGCAUUCAAGAGACCUCCGCCCUAA